This is a messenger RNA of Colletotrichum aenigma, 1086 nucleotides long. RefSeq names its product Nucleoporin NUP57 (gene NUP57). Gene Ontology annotation, molecular function: structural constituent of nuclear pore. Lineage: Eukaryota; Fungi; Ascomycota; Sordariomycetes; Glomerellales; Glomerellaceae. Gene Ontology annotation, cellular component: nuclear pore central transport channel; nuclear pore. The record is from RefSeq and is a predicted model, not a curated record. Gene Ontology annotation, biological process: nuclear pore organization; NLS-bearing protein import into nucleus; protein localization to nuclear inner membrane. The transcript is spliced from 3 exons. The coding region runs from base 1 to 1086 and encodes 361 amino acids.
AUGAGUUUAUUCGGAGCGCCGAAGCCCGCUGGGCAGACGGGCGGUGGCCUUUUCGGCGGUGGAGGAUUUGGCAGCACCUUGGGGCAGUCGACGCAGCAGCCGCAGCAGCAGCAACAGCAACAGCAACCAGCCCAGCAGCAGGGCGGCCUCAGUCUGUUCGGCCAGCCGCAGCAGAACCAAGGAAGCACCCUCGGCUUCGGGCAGUCUUCUGCCCAGCCUCAGCAAGGCCAACAACAACAGCAGCAGCAGCAGCAGCAGCAGCAGAUGCCCAGCCUGUCGCAGUCGCAAGCGCAGCUGUCCAGCUCACUCUGGCAGCCUGGCAGAGACACACCUCAGAACCAAAAGCCCAUACCCGAGCAGAUGGCCCUCAUCAUCGAGAAGUGGAACCCCACGAACCCCAACUGCGCCUUCAAGCACUACUUCUACAACAAGGUCGACGAGGCCGCGGUGCCCUUCUACAAGCCCGGCCCGCACGAGGACCCCAAGGAGUGGGAGGAGGCGCUGCAGAAGAAGCCCGCGCCGGGCUUCAUCCCCGUCCUCUGCACGGGCUUCAACGGCGUCGCGGCGCGCCUGCAGACGCAGAAGAAGGUGGUUGGCGAGCUCAACGUGCGCCUGCACCAGAUCAACGCGAGCCUCGACGCGAUCCUGUCGCGGCACGACCUCGAGACGAGCGUGCGCGCGCUGGCGGCCCGUCGGCGGCACGUGGUCCUGCGGGAGCGGUGCCUCGCGCUCGCGGCGCGGGUGCAGGUGCUGCGCAACCGCGGGUACGCGAUGAGCGGGGACGAGGACGACCUGCGGCUGAAGCUGGCGGAGCUGGAGCGCAGCGUACAGGACCCGGCGCUGGCGGCGAGGGAGGAGGAGCUGUGGAGCAGACUGAUUGUGUUGAGGGACUAUGCGGACCAGCUGAUGAAGGAGGCGAACAAGCCUGCCUUUGCGAGCGGCGAGGGUCUGAACGAGGAGACGGAGCACAAGGCGAAGAAGGUAUUGGAAGACUACGAGAAGCAGAUUCAGCACCUCAAGAAGGAGGUCGAGUCGAUCACAAAAGACUUUGAGCAGUGGGAGAAGGAGCGUAACCCUUCGUCAUGA